CACAUUCUUAUAAACGCCAGUUGCAGGCGAGCCAGGGAAAACACCAUAGUCCUCACUGGCUGCACAGAAAACGGCCCCAGAAUAAACAGUCCUUAAAUUGGAAAACUCGUGAUCAUGGUCUCUGUUACUCACCACAGCCGGCAAUUCAGAACUCUCGGGGUCCGGCUGUGGCGAUGGGCGUCGGUAGCGUGAACGUCGCUUCCUUCUUGGGGAUAGCACCGACCGGCCGGGUAAUUCCACAUCCGGCGGGCCGGGCGGCAGAUUCCCCGGCGGGCAGAGCAAAACAUUCGCCGCCGGGCUGGGUCGGGAAGCGGUAGCGGUUGAAGGGUGAAGGUGAAGCUCGUUCAGAAUGAAGUCCUGUGCGAGCGGAUGAAGAGAGUCCAGUAGCCAGGGGUGAGCAGAGAGUAACUGCUGUAGCCUGGCUUCUACAGCGCGGUGAAAUUCCUCUCCCUCACGUUCGAGCCAGAGAUUAAUCAACCUCGAAACAGAGUCAAUUACUUCCUCCCGAAACUCCUAAGAGGGUGCGGAUGCUGCUGGGUCCAUGUUUGGUCGGCUCGUACUGUCACGGCUGGGGCAGCAGUCGUGUUGAGGAAAGGAGGACCCAAAAUGCAAGCAGCCGACUGAUGAUAUGAGUGAGGGUUUAUUUACAGGUGGCAGUGGCAGAACAGGCAGUGAGGAAUGACAAAUGACUAAAGAAACCUAAACUGGGAAAACUAAAGAGCAAACCUGAAGUCACAUGAAACGGAGAAUGCAGAGAGAUGCAGAGAGACGCAGACAAAUGCAGACGAGCCGACAACAGGCACAGACUGACACCCACUAUAUAUACACACACAAACAAGGAGACCAGGUAAUGACAUACAGGUGGGAGCACAGCUGAUUCUAAUACACAAGACGACCUGAGGAGACAAGCUGAACACGAUGACAACAGACACCGACCUUCAGAAUAAGACAGGAAACCUAGAGCACGAACCUUCAAAGUAAAACAGGGAACCCACAGGCUGAUUUACAACACACACAGGGACAUGAACAGAGCACCGAGGACAGGCACAGCAUGUCUUUGGUCCUGUCUUCCUCCCCUCCCCUCCCUGCCUUUCUUCUACUUCAUCCAUCUCCUGCUGAUCCCACUCUUCCCAGAGCCUACAAGCACAACAGUGCAAGGCCACACAGGGUGUUUGCUGCUGUCCCUCUUCCUGCUUCACAUCACCUAUCAGAUUACGUCCACAUCCACAGCUUCGUGGCCUGGAACUUUAACUACACGGGUGAGCGUGAGGAUUUGUUAGGACAUCUGCGUGCCUGCCUGUUUCUUUGUGACCACCCUGAGUCAUCCACGGAGAAUUUACAUCAUGCACCAAAGACACACAGCCCAGUAGACAUGCCCUCUUGGGGACCAUGUGAGGUACAC
Molecule: messenger RNA, 1402 nt
Organism: Oreochromis aureus
Lineage: Eukaryota; Metazoa; Chordata; Actinopteri; Cichliformes; Cichlidae
Product: piezo-type mechanosensitive ion channel component 2-like
Exons: 4
Coding region: 1023-1280 (85 amino acids)
Source: RefSeq, a predicted model, not a curated record